AGUGGUAUUGGGUAACAGCUUGCGAGCCACAGCAUUGAUCCAUUUCCAGAUCAGCAGGUACGGACCACCAUGUUGCGCUCGAGUCUGCGCAAUGCGGUGCGAUCGCAAGGUUUACUGCGUUACACGGGGGCUGUGCCUCCUCAUGCCCAAGCUCCGACUCGUAUUGCGCCGUUCGCAACGUUCGGUAGCGAGUUCUCGGGCUUCCGUGACGUCCGCCAGUCGCCAGCUCUGAUCCUGCCACAAUACUCGCCGCUGUUUCACGCGCAGACCCGCGGGUUCGCCGCGCUUCCCACAAAGCCAUCGACGACCACGCCGGCGUCUGCUCCCACGGCCGCAGAGGCUGCUGCGCUUAAGAAGAAGAUCGCGGCCGCUAGACGCCGUCGCAGUAAGAUCCGCGUACAGGAGGAGAAGCUCGAGUCCGCACUGGCCAAAGGCGGCGAGCGCCGUAUGAUCCGCGUCGAGGAUGUUGAAAAGGAGCUGCCAAAGGUUCCGGAACGCGCCGUAUCUCUGCUUAAGCGCACGCCGCAGCUUACGAUGCAGGGCAUUAAAGCCGUCGCCCAUGCACUGCAGGUUCUGUUCACUGACCCAGCUGCAGUUAAAGAAUGGCUGGGUAAGAUGAAAGGCAAGGUAAAACACGAGUUAGAUCACUACUGGCUCGGCACCAAGCUGCUAUACGCCGAUGUGUCCACGUCCACACGUAUCCUGCGUCGUCUACUCAAGGGCAACGCACUCUCACGUCGUGAGCGCAAGCAGCUGCAACGCACAGUGGCAGAUCUAUUGCGUCUCGUACCAUUCGCGUUCUUCGUGAUCGUCCCGUUCAUGGAAUUGCUGCUGCCUGUGGCGCUCAAGGUGUUCCCCAACAUGCUACCGAGUACAUACAAGGACUCGUUUCAGCGUGAGGAAGACAUGAAGCGUCAGCUGCAGUUGCGUGUGGCUCUAGCCGAAUUCCUGCAGGACACAGUGAAGGAAGUUAUGCAGGAUACUCGUGAUACUGAAGGCGUGUCGGAGGAACGCAAGGCAACAGCCAGCGAGGUCAUGAACUUCGUGGAGCGAGCCCAACGCGGCGAACCUUUGACGUCGGAGGAGACGCUGCAAGUCGCGAAGCUGUUCAGCGAUGAACUGAUGCUGGACAAUAUCUCUCGACCGCAACUUGUGGGUAUGUGUCGAUUCAUGGGCGUGCAGCACUACGGCAACGACAAUCUGCUUCGUUUCCAGCUGCGUAACCGGAUCCGUCAGCUCAAAAAGGACGACCAGGAUAUUAUUUGGGAAGGACUGGACUCGCUGGACAAGGAGGAGCUGCAGAUGGCCUGUAUGGAGCGCGGUAUGCGUGCUACGGGGUUGACGAAGGCCGGCUACGUGCGUCAAAUGCGCCAGUGGCUCGAUUUGUCCAUUAACAAGAACGUGCCAGCGUCACUGCUCAUCAUGUCGCGGGCGCUGAACAUUACUGCUGCGGACAACCUAGAGGAGGCGCUUGCUACGUCCAUGUCGUCUAUGGACGAAGAGGUGGUGACGGAGGUGGCGCUGGCGGCCAAGGCGUCUACGGAGGGAGAAACGGCGGAAAUGCGCAAGCUCAAGCUCGACAGUAUUCGCUACCAGAAUGAGAUGAUCGCGGACGAAGAGAAGUUCCGUGAUGAAGCUCAGAAGAAGGAGACUGAGGCUCAGAAACAGGCUGAGAGCGAGGCUGCUGCCACCCAGGCAGCUACUGAGACGCAAACUGAAGUGGAACAGGUCAUUGCCGACGUGAUCAUGGAGAAGGCGCACGCUCAGACGACUACAGCCGCCCCGACGCCGGGUGCAGCUAGCGAGACGACGCCUAGCGAGGAAACGCCUGUGGUGCCCAAGUCCAUUGAGAACAUCGUCAGCUUGGAGGAGCUCAGUGCUCUUGAGUCGCUUGCGUUCAAGUCGCUCGUCGAGAAGGAGCGUCAGACUGUGAGUCAGUUGAAGCAGAACAAGUAUGACAUGGACGUCGAGGGUCUGCUGGCUGCUGGUCGUAUCGGCGCACAGGCCGCGGAGAACAAGACUGCCGGUCGUAUGAUGAAGAAGCUCGAGGCGAUGCUGUCCAAUCUGGAAGUGGAAAUUGAGGAGGUUGACCGUCAUGUUGGUGACCGACUGAACAUUCUAGAUCGUGAUAGUGAUGGUGUGCUAUCGGCCGAGGAGCUUCGUGAUGCUGUCAUGACGAUUCUGCGCAAGGCUAACACCCAGGAGGAUGUGGAAUGGGUGAUUUCGCACAUCGAUGAAGACAAUGACGGCAAAAUCGCUUUGGAGGAGCUGGUGGCCUGGAUUGCCAAAUGCCGUGAGAGUCUAGAGGCUACGGGCCGCAUUGCACUGCAGGAGCCGACGGACGCCAACGCCGAAGCUGCAGCAGCAGCAGAAAGUGAGAAGGCGAAGAUCGACAAGACAGAGAAGGCGAAGGUCAAGCGAGCGAACAGCCGCAAGAAGAAAGAGAAGGAACAGUAAGCUCUCCGAAAGCUGAUGUUGCGAUGGAGAUAGAAGCCGCUGAGAGUGUGUGAAGUCCACAUUGCUUAAUCUUUCCAAUAGAUAUAUUGUUCGAAGCUUUUUGGCCUCUCUUCGCAAUGUGUCACUA
Messenger RNA from Phytophthora nicotianae INRA-310, 2584 nucleotides. RefSeq lists its product as hypothetical. Gene Ontology annotation, biological process: intracellular monoatomic cation homeostasis. Bases 70 to 2457 code for a protein of 795 amino acids. Gene Ontology annotation, cellular component: mitochondrial inner membrane. The transcript has 2 exons. Gene Ontology annotation, molecular function: ribosome binding; calcium ion binding. NCBI's taxonomy places the organism in Eukaryota, Oomycota, Peronosporomycetes, Peronosporales, Peronosporaceae. The record is from RefSeq and is a predicted model, not a curated record.